AUGCUUGACCUGCAAUCAAUAUAUCGGUGCACAUUUGAACAGAUAUCCUAUCUMAAUACCAUUUGGGGUAUUACCUAUUUGGUGGGUGCUCUGGGUGUAGGAAUCUAUAGCAAGUUUAAUAAGUAUACAGUGUUUAUGUUAUGUCUAAUAGUCAAUGGUCUGACAUCAGUACCGUUUGCUAAUUUUAAAUACCUGAGCAUAUUAUACGUGGCCUACGGUAUCAAUGGUAUAGAUAGCGGUAUUAUUGAUAGUUUUACCACUGUAUGGAUGAUUGAAAUCUGGGAAACCAAAUGCGGACCGUUUGCAGAGGCACUACAUUUUGUUAUAAGUGUGGGUCAGAUAGUGGCCACACCGUUAGCCAAUCAAUUUUUAUCAACAAUUGUAACCAAUAAUGGUUCAGAUGAUGUUCAUACAACACCCUCCCGAAUAUGGAUACCAUAUCUAAUAGUGGGUGUCAUUAAUAUAGCUACGGGUAUAUGGUUUGGCGGUAUUGCUAUCUAUAGACAUAGAUAUUAUGGAUCGCGUGGUAAAAAACUGACAACAAUUGACAACACUUCCAACAACAACAACAACAUCGAUAGCAAACGGUUUAGUCAUUUAUUUAUCAAAACCCGUAAUCUGUUUGUCACACAACUGUCCUCAUCAAAGGUAGGCUGUGCCGUCCUAUUGAUGACAUGCUUGCAGUCGGCAAUUAUGUCAACACUUGUCUGGUAUUGGCAAACCUAUUGGACACCAUUCGCACAGUUUUCGUCGGACAAUCUAAUCAGCAAACAACUGGCCAACAAUAUGCUGACCGCUUUCCAGAUUGCUGUUGCCGUUAGUCGGGCAGUGUUUAUACCACUGUCCGUAUAUGUGUCACCUGUUUUCCGUAUUUACUUUAGUUUCGUAGUAUUGAUCGUAUCGGUCGUAUUGUUUGUUAUUUACGGAAUUAGUUCGCUAACUAUCCUAUGGUUAGGUAAUGUCCUAAUGGGUGUAGGACUGGGGCCCAUACAGGCAUCGUAUUAUCAAUUACUGAGAGGUAUACUACCGGUGACCAACAUGUUCGGAGCCAUUGCUACUUUUCUGAACGGCUUAUUUCAGGCCAUAUUUUCAGCCGUAUUGGGUCACUAUAUCGACAACAAUCCUAUAAUAUUUAUCUACUUGAGUGUAGCCUUAUUAGAUGCUUAA
Molecule: messenger RNA, 1167 nt
Organism: Oppia nitens
Lineage: Eukaryota; Metazoa; Arthropoda; Arachnida; Sarcoptiformes; Oppiidae
Product: major facilitator superfamily domain-containing protein 4B-like
Exons: 3
Coding region: 1-1167 (388 amino acids)
Source: RefSeq, a predicted model, not a curated record